CUGUCAAAUUUGUUGUAAGUGCUAGAUCAAACAUGGAGAACUUUCUGGUGAAAGAAAACAACACGACCAGCCCAGUGAUGUAUUUACCAGACAACGCCAGUGGCGCCCACCUGAACGCAGUUCACAAUGAGAGUCUGAGCAGAGCCGGCGACACUAAAAGUGACCAGCUCCCCCGUCCUGAAGAGAACAGAUCGCUUUUUGAGAACCUUCCCGCUUUGCCUAGGAAGCUCGCCUCCAAACGCGGGAGGAGGACGUACAUCUGCGACCAGUGUGGGAAGACGUUCCGGAGGAAAAGGCGUCUGACGGCCCAUCUGCGGAGUCACGGCGUUGAGAGGCCGUACAGCUGUGUCCAGUGCGGGAAGAGUUUUAUUCAGAAGGGGAAUCUGACAAUCCAUCAGCGCGUCCACACCAGAGAGAGUUUACCUCAGGCCUGAACUGGAGGGAAGUUUAUCAGAACCUUGUCAUCAACGUACAUCGACCACACGGUGUGAAAUGUACAUUUGAACUUAACAGCUCAAAUAAAAGUAAUUCGGAGAGCAAAGUAA
Messenger RNA from Xiphophorus couchianus (Monterrey platyfish), 545 nucleotides. Its product is annotated as zinc finger protein 32-like. The coding region runs from base 33 to 434 and encodes 133 amino acids. The transcript has 3 exons. Gene Ontology annotation, cellular component: nucleus. Gene Ontology annotation, molecular function: DNA-binding transcription factor activity, RNA polymerase II-specific. Gene Ontology annotation, biological process: regulation of transcription by RNA polymerase II. The record is from RefSeq and is a predicted model, not a curated record. NCBI's taxonomy places the organism in Eukaryota, Metazoa, Chordata, Actinopteri, Cyprinodontiformes, Poeciliidae.